UGUAGCAAGAUGGCGCCGUGAGCCAUCCAUUCCUUGCCCUUAGUGUGACGUGAAAUGUCCGCGCCGGAAGCGCAACGGUGCAGCUGGCUGUACGGAACACAUGGGCUGUCUCCCUCCGCGUGUGUAAAGACUGUAUGCCGGGACGCAGCGGCCGGUGGACGGUAUAGAGUAUGGCGGCCCCCGCUGUACAGUUUAAGACCAACUAUGUCGUGGACAGAAAAAUUGAAGCUUUCUACAAAGGUGGAAAAGUUCAGAUAAAUAAAGACGGGACUCACCUGAUAUGUACCUGCGGAAAUAAGCUCAAUGUUCUGGAAAUUGCUACCGGUGCCGUUACACGUACGAUACAACAGGAUGAUCAGGAAGACAUCACGUCUUUUGCACUCAGUCCAGACGAUGAGAUCCUGGUAACCAGCAGCCGUACCCUACUCCUGAAGCAGUGGCAGUGGCAGGAGGGCACCUGCUCUCGCACGUGGAGAGCCAUCCACACUGCACCAGUCUCUAGUAUGACCUUUGACCCCACUUCCACCCUACUGGCUACUGGAGGAUGUGAUAGCACCAUAAAGAUCUGGGAUGUCGUCAAGCAGUACUGCACCCAUAACCUGAAGGGGUCGUCCGGAGUGGUCCAUUUGGUUGACUUCCAUCCUGACAUGUCCCGUCUGCAGCUGUUCUCCUCCUCCAUGGAUUAUAAGAUACGUAUGUGGGAUUUGAAGUCCAGCCAGUGCCUGUGUAUUCUGGAGUCUCACUACAGCGCGGUCACCUCCCUCUGUUUCUCCCCUGAUGGAGACACUAUGAUCAGCUCAGGACGGGACAAAAUCUGCACCGUGUGGGAUCUGGUGACCAGGACCUCUAAGAGAACCGUUCCGGUGUACGAGAGUGUGGAAGAUGUGCUCCUUCUCCCAGAGGACCCUGAUCUAAUCGGCAGAGAGCAGAACCCAAACUCUCUUCUCUUCAUCACAGCUGGUAGUAAAGGCAUAGUACAGGUGUGGGACGCGGCCACCUCAAAGUGCGUGUUCAGCCAGACCUUGCCUCACACCAGUAAGAAGGUCUCAGAGGAAGAGAGCGACGAGCACAGCCUGAUACACUGCCUGCUUCUCCCUAAUCUGCAGGAGAUAGUCACAGUGACAGCGGAACACAACAUUGUCAUGUAUGAUCUCCACAAGCUACAGCUGAAAAAGCAGUUUGCAGGGUAUAAUGACGAGGUUUUGGAAGUGAAAUUCGUGGGCCCCUGUGAUUCUCAUGUUGUCGUGGCCACAAACAGCCCACAACUGAAAGUGUUUGAGUUGGCGACAUCCAACUGCCAGAUCUUAUAUGGACAUACAGAGACGGUUCUGGCCCUGGACGUGUUUAAGAAAGGCCUCCUCUUCGUCAGCUGUGCUAAGGACCGAACCGUUAGAGUGUGGAGGAUGAAUAAAUCCACCGGCAUGGUGAAAUGCGUAGCCAUGGGCGGUGGUCACACGAAUGGUGUCGGGGCAAUCUCCUGUUCCAGAUUGAAGGUGUCCUUUUUAGUGAGCGGCAGCCAAGAUUUCACAUUGAAGUUGUGGAGGCUUCCUGAGUCCGUUUCCAAGCCAGCCAAAGGCCAGGCCUCUGGGCUAGAGAGUCUGUUUGCUGGUUGUACAGAAAAGGGUCAUGAUAAGGAUAUCAACAGCAUUGCAGUGUCUCCUAAUGACAAGCUGAUCGCCUCAGGGUCUCAGGAUAAAACAGCCAAGCUUUGGUCAUCCUCCGAUCUCUCCCUGAUUGGCAUCUUUAGGGGUCACAAGAGGGGCGUAUGGUGUGUGCAGUUUUCACCGGUGGACCAAGUUGUAGCCACGUCGUCUGCUGAUGGGUCCGUCAAACUGUGGAGCCUACAGGACUUCAGCUGCCUCAAGACAUUUGAGGGACAUGAUGCCUCGGUUCUGAAGGUCAUAUUCGUGAGCCGAGGAACGCAGCUGCUGACGAGUGGCUCCGAUGGCCUGCUGAAGCUUUGGACCAUAAAAACGAAUGAGUGCGUCAAGACACUGGACGUCCACGAGGACAAAGUGUGGGGCCUGCACAGCAACCAGCUGGACACUGCCCUGGUUACAGGAUCUGCAGACUCCAGCAUCGUUCUAUGGAAGGACGUCACAGAGACGGAGUUGGCGGAGGCGCAGGCGAAGCAGGAGGAUGAAAUCUUGAAACAACAAGAGCUGUCCAACCUCCUGCACGAGAAGAGGUUCCUGAAGGCGCUGGGCCUGGCUAUUGCCUUAGACCAACCUCAUACCGUGCUCACGGUUAUAAAAGCCAUCUUGCAUGAGCCGCAAGGAAAAGAGGAUCUGGAAAAAAACAUCCUGAGAUUACGCCAGGACCAGAAAGAGUCCAUCUUGAGAUACUGCAGCGUCUGGAACACAAACUCGCGCAACUGCCAUGAAGCUCAGUGUGUGCUAAAUAUCCUCCUCACACGUGAGCCUCCAGAUACCCUGCUCCAAUACGCCGGCAUCCGAGGCACCGUGGAGGCACUCCUACCCUACACAGAACGACACAUGCAGAGGAUGGGGAGGUUGCUACAGGCCUCCAUGUUUGUGGACUUCAUGUGGCAGCACAUGAGAAUAACCGAUUUACCUGAGGAGAAGGACAAGGUGGCCGACCCUUUUCUCAGUCUUGAUCUGACCAUCCAAGGAGACACCAAAGCAUGAGGACAUCCCUCACAGUUUACCCAGAGGUGUCUUUGGGCACCAGUGGUCUUUCCCAUUGUCCUCCUCCUGCAUUUCAUACUGCGCAUGGGAGUAUCAUUCAGGACGAGUCGUUUGUGGCUUACUGUGUGCCCAGAGGAACGUCAGGACUUGGGGUGUCCUUAUUUACCUGCCUGGCCCUGUAGUGGACCAUUAAUCCUGACACUCUACGCAGGAACUCUUGUUUCAUUUCUUAUCAGACAUUUGCAGAAAGACGGACAUCGCGGUUUUGUAACAGAUAAAAACUGUUUGUGCCAGACGUUAGUGGGUUACAGAACAUAGGAGGGUGUCUGCCCUGCCUAGUUCUAUGACAGCUUUGUGUAUCUCCUCUUCUACACCUCAUACAGGUGGUGGUCAUUAAUAGGAUGAAUUAUCUGCUCUUACUGACUGCUGCAUCUCAUCAGUUCAUUAUUACUGCGUAGAGUCAGCGCCGCUGGUCACCUGAAAGCCAAGAACUCCAGUUGUACAAAAGCUCUGUAAUAAAUUAAUGUUUUUACAUCUUAGAA
Molecule: messenger RNA, 3190 nt
Organism: Pseudophryne corroboree (corroboree frog)
Lineage: Eukaryota; Metazoa; Chordata; Amphibia; Anura; Myobatrachidae
Gene: TBL3
Product: transducin beta like 3
Exons: 22
Coding region: 171-2648 (825 amino acids)
Biological process (GO): endonucleolytic cleavage in 5'-ETS of tricistronic rRNA transcript (SSU-rRNA, 5.8S rRNA, LSU-rRNA); endonucleolytic cleavage to generate mature 5'-end of SSU-rRNA from (SSU-rRNA, 5.8S rRNA, LSU-rRNA)
Cellular component (GO): nucleolus; 90S preribosome; small-subunit processome
Molecular function (GO): U3 snoRNA binding; protein binding
Source: RefSeq, a predicted model, not a curated record